UAUUUUCGGAAAAGUUGCCCACCUCGUCCCAUUUCUGGAGAGAAUUAUUAAAUUUUAGAGCCUUAUAUACGAACACAAUCUGUAACCCUUGUUGAAGUUGACAUCACUGUUUGAAAUGUCAGGCAUUGCGGUAAGAACCAGUAGAUCAAUCAGAGACCUCUUGAAACACAGCAAUAAUAGUUUAUCAAACCUCAAAAUCAGAAAUUAUGUAGAGUGUGGAUCAUCACGAUCUCACCGCAAUAAAACCUUAUUUAAACAUCAAUUUACAAUCAAACCGCCGGAAUUGAGGUCACAACGAUGGGCUUCACACACCAAGAAUAGUAACCCGAACUUGCAGAACCUCGAAGAUGUUGCAAAAUACAUACGAGAUGAAGUGAGUUGCAUUAUGGUCAUGGUCGGGGCAGGGAUGAGCACGCCUUCAGGUAUCCCCGAUUUCAG
Molecule: messenger RNA, 438 nt
Organism: Penaeus vannamei (Pacific white shrimp)
Lineage: Eukaryota; Metazoa; Arthropoda; Malacostraca; Decapoda; Penaeidae
Source: RefSeq, a predicted model, not a curated record